Molecule: messenger RNA, 3510 nt
Organism: Cottoperca gobio
Lineage: Eukaryota; Metazoa; Chordata; Actinopteri; Perciformes; Bovichtidae
Gene: cdc34a
Product: cell division cycle 34 homolog (S. cerevisiae) a
Exons: 5
Coding region: 247-972 (241 amino acids)
Source: RefSeq, a predicted model, not a curated record
UCAGAUGGACGUUAAUAACUGGGACUCCCCGGGAUUGUUCACAACAACGGAGGAAGCAGCACCAGCUCUGACCAAAUAAAGCCCCGUCGCGAUUUUUUAGAUCCUGUUUUGGAAACAUACGAACGGAAACGCGUUACUGUGCUUCUCUACUGAUAGCUAUUGUUUGUACGGAGCUAGCUUUGUCCCUUUCUUCGCCGUCACAGCUGUGGUGGGUUGCUGAUAUAUUUACACAAAUCGUUGUGGAAUAUGGCUCAGCAUGGACACCAUGUAGCCAGUUCCCAAAAAGCACUGAUGCUGGAGAUGAAAAGUCUCCAAGAUGAGCCGGUCGAAGGGUUCAAAAUAACUUUGGUGGACGAGUCGGACAUGUACAACUGGGAAGUAGCGAUAUUCGGACCCCCAAACACGCACUACGAGGGUGGUUAUUUUAAGGCUCGGAUCAAGUUCCCAGUCGACUACCCGUACUCUCCACCUGCUUUUCGCUUCCUCACCAAAAUGUGGCACCCGAACAUUUAUGAGAACGGAGAUGUUUGCAUCUCUAUCCUGCACCCACCAGUGGACGACCCACAGAGCGGGGAGUUGCCUUCAGAGAGGUGGAACCCCACACAGAACGUCAGGACCAUCCUGCUCAGUGUGAUCUCUUUGCUGAACGAGCCCAACACUUUCUCCCCGGCCAACGUGGACGCAUCCGUCAUGUACCGCAAGUGGAGGGACAGCAAGGGCAAGGACAGAGAAUACAUUGAGAUCAUCAGGAAGCAGGUGGUGGCGACCAAAGCGGACGCAGAGCGGGACGGUGUCAAGGUUCCCAUCACGUUGGACGAGUACUGUGUCCGCACCCAAGUCCCGCCCACAGACGACGGCUCAAACCUCUUAUACGACGACUACUACGACGACGAGGAGCUGGAGGACGACGACGAGGACGAGGACGACGACUGUUGUUACGAUAACGACGACUCGGGCACCGAAGACUCCUGACCACGCCUUCGCAUGAUGUCCCCCCCCCCCCCCACCCUCCCCCCCACCACCUCACACACAAACACACCUUCCUCUCUUAUCAUGGACUGAACUUUAAUUCCCUGCCCACCCCUCACAUCGCCGGCCGCCCUGUCCACCUUCUCUCACAUGUGCAGCACGCACACUAAAACCUGAUGCAGCGCAGAAAAGAAGCUCGAGUCGUUUUUUGUUUGUUUCUUCCAUGUUGUUACAUUUGUUGUCUGAGUAGAGGUCACACACGACACACACAGCAGCACAACUUACAGUAACCGCUUCUGAUUGUCUGCACUGAUUCCUGGUUUAAUCUCAAGUGUUUGAGCUCCGAGACCGGUUCCUUCCUCCGGCUUUCAGUGGCACAAAGCCCGUCUGAUGGCCAAGUUUGGCCCGAGGAAUUGUCACGCCUUCUCUCGACAUCAUCAGCAGGGUGGAAUAUAACGUCACAGGUCCGAUCACAUCGGAGUCAAACAAGCAGGAAACAGUCAUAAAGGAAGCUAAUUUAGGAUAAUUGGCGCACAGUUUGUGUGUUUUUGAAUAGCGUCACUGAUGAGCCAUGUGUGUGACCUUUGGUUAUUAGCGGGCUGUUUGAAGCCCUGCCAUGCUUCACCUCUGACCUUUUUUUUUUUUUUGAGCCCCAGGGCUUGUGCUGCUCCAAAUCCAUAAAAACAAAACAAAAAUAAAAGCUGUUCACACUCCCUUGUGCCUUCCCCUCGCUCCCUGAUGUCACCGAUCUGAAUGACCCGUGGGACAGAGCGUACACACAGCGGGUCAAAGCAGCCCGAGGUGGCGGAGGGAGAUAUUUAAGGUCUCAGGUGCAGACUCCUGAUGAUGGGACUUAGUUCUAGCAUCUGUCCAAUUUGUCCGGUGUGAGUGAGAAAGGUGUAGAAAUCCAACAGCCGAGCUAAAGACUGGAAUGUAGAUCAGAAACCCACAAACGUCCUCUGACUGCCACGCAGCCUUCAUCAUACAAGCACGUGCUACUAGUGGCCUGGAUGCAUUAAGAAACAGCUAGCUGCUGCUGCUCAUGAAAUCCAAUGUACUGUAUUUUUAAGAAAAACCUAUGCAGUCAGUGCUUGCACCUACUUAAUAUGCAGUGCUUUAAACGUGGCAGUGCAGCUGAGCCUUUUCAACAGUCCGACCUGAACUCCAGCUUUUACAACCUGUGAGGCUUUGGACUGACUUGGUUUGAGAGACGGACGUGUUGUAUCCGUCUUUAUGUUUGUUAUUCUAACUCAGAGUAGCACAAGUCUCCAGAGCAGAAGAGUGAGAUUGUACACUAGCCGUCACCAGAGCUCGCCCCCUAGUGGUGGCUCUGUGUAGUGGCUCUUCUUCUUCUUCUUCUUCUUCUUCUUCUUCUUCUUCUUCUUCUUCUCUCCCCCCUCUGAAAUGCUCGACUGGGCCGCAGCCAUCUUGAAUCACCUGAGUCACUGAACCCUGUUACCUCAGAGGAGAUCAGGUAUCAGUGUGAGUGAUUCACAAGAAUUGACGAACAUGCAGACUGAUUGUGUUUUCAGUCCACACUGUCAGAGGCCUCUCCUAACUGCACACUCAGAGACACGUUACCACCACCCAACAGUAUUUUAUACCAUGAAAUUCUCUCAAUAUCGCUGUUACCAUGUUUCCGUUGCGUGUGAAUAUUCUCCGACCGUUUAUAAGAUGUGCUGAGAAGUGUGGGAAAGAAGCAGAAAUGGGGAAUGUGGUGAUCUUUGAGCAUGAACAGGAGACUGUGGUUCUUCACUAGCAUGCUGUUAUGAUGUGUUUGUGGUUUGUGGUAUCUGCUAUAAGGGUCGGGGGUUGUGUCCAGGGACGAAGGUCCUCUACUCAAUUUAAUCUAAAACUUGCAUUGUGAAUGGGCUGAGGGUUGUCUGAUGUUUAUUUGUGGAUUCUUUUUUUUUGGGGGGGGGGGGUGGCUUUGUUUACUGUUUUGAUGUAAUCUGUUAUUUCCAAAUUGUGGUGCGAGCUGCAAUGUUUUCUAUCCUAUAUGUAUUAAGUGCUACGAAAAAUUGUCCUGAUUGUUUAAAAAGCAGGAUUGUUGACGUCAGAACGACGACGAACACAAACACUGACGCAGAACCAAAUUGACACCGCGCACCACACAUUUACUCUAGCCUUUCAUCACGCCCCGAUUGUUUUUGAAAUGAGUGAUCAGCGCUCUAUAAUGAACUGAUGUCCCCCCCACACAACCUUUGAAUGAUCCUCCCCUCCCUUUGUUUUGACGUUUUAGGGUGAAUGGGAUUUCAUUUUUUUGUCAAACUACUGUUAUUAUUUUUCUCGUUUCUUUUCUCCCCACUCGUCCCCGGUUCUCUGAGCUCUGAUUGGAGGCAGCAUCACUGAGGGGGGGAAAACACCCAGCAGAUAAUUACAGAAAACUACAAGAACCUCAGGAAGAAGAAAAACAACAACCAACCAACAAACAAAUCCUUUCCAGCGGAGUGAACCCCGGGGAGUCUCGCUUCUUCUGGCUUCAAAGGACUGUUUACAAUCUCUACCUUGAUAUGCACAUGUGGAUAUUUGACGAUCACU